Myiozetetes cayanensis is the source of this 4108-nucleotide messenger RNA. It is a transcript of the gene PDP2, whose product is annotated as pyruvate dehydrogenase phosphatase catalytic subunit 2. The record is from RefSeq and is a predicted model, not a curated record. Gene Ontology annotation, molecular function: protein serine/threonine phosphatase activity; cation binding. Gene Ontology annotation, biological process: protein dephosphorylation. Bases 2058 to 3662 code for a protein of 534 amino acids. NCBI's taxonomy places the organism in Eukaryota, Metazoa, Chordata, Aves, Passeriformes, Tyrannidae. The transcript is spliced from 2 exons.
UCUGGAGGGGCUGUAAGUCCAAAUGUAAUGGAUAUCUGCUAUUUUACUGGGAGAGAUGGACACUCGUGCUCUGAGUGCCCCAGCGAGCACUCGGACACCUGCGGGCUCAGGCCGGGCUCUGGUGGGACACCGGCUCCCCGGGGAGGCAGCGCCGGGUGCUGGAGAGGGUUUAUGUAAUUGGCUCUUACAUAAUGGUGUUCAGCACAUCGCUUUAAUUAGCACCGCUACCGGGGGUGUCUGGGGCAGCAGCCCCUGCACCCUGCAGGAGGACCCCGAGGCUGUCAGCUCUGCAGUCACGGGCAGGGAAUGGGGACUGAGCAGGGCUACCUGACCUUGGGAACCACGUGUGGGAAUGGUAUUGGCAACUCUGCUGCCAGGAGAAAACUGCUCUGCCUCACUCUGUCAGCCAGCUGGUGGGAACAGGGGAGGUUUGUUUAAAAUGCUGUUUCAAUCGGCUUUUUGAUCAGGAAUAUGAAAGUCGUCAUUGUUGCAAUCUUGUACGGUUCACAGGGGCAGGAAGAGGAAGAAGGAAAAACAGGACAGGGAAUGGCCUGGAGAAGGUUGGAAAACAUGAGGACUUCUUCUGUUGGUGGUUUUUGGGUUUAGCUGUUGCUGGACUUGGCAGUGUCAGCUGCCUUCCUAUUAUUUUGGCUGUGCUCUCUGCAGUACAACAAAAGGCAUAGGUUGUGUUGGAGGUGCCAGUGGCCCAGGAGACUGCAGGCAGAGCUUCAGCAGGGAACUAGUGUUGCCUUUUCCAUCUGCUCUCCUGACAUCAGCAGUAACAUUUGUGUCUUUGCCUGUCCUCAGAGGGUCCCCAGAAUUACAGCAGUGGGGUCUGCUGGAAUGGUUGUCCACUCUUUUCUGUGUUAAGCAUGGGUAGCACACUUCAGAAAUGUUUUGUGACACGUUUUGGUUUUCCAAAUGGGAUUUCAGUAGUCCUUGGUUUGUAUCAGUAGGCCUUCUGUUCAGAAUAGCUCAAAUUCAAUUUUAGCUCCUGCUGAUUUCUUGGAAAGGUUUUCAUGUGUCUGAUCUGGCUGGUUUCUUGUUAUUCCUUGUGAGGUGCUCUGCUAAAAAAGCAAUACUGCAGUAGCAUGUGGGGUCUUUGUUUUGACACCCAGAGCACGUGGGAGGCCACCUGAAAGUCACUGAGAGCUCACAGAAAUCUGUUGUUCUGGCUGGCUGCUGGUGGGAUCUUUUGGGAGUAAUUGUGCUUGCAGUGCUACCAUACAGUGAAUUUUUGAAAUCCAUGGGGCAAAAUUCUGUUGUGAGUAAGCAUCUGGUUGUGCUUAGCACUAUCCCACAGCCUGAAUACCUUAUUGAAAGUAGGAGACAAUGCAUGGACCUCCCCCUGGCAGCAGCAGAACUUCAGCUGUUCAAAUGCCCUUGGUUUCAGUGCUGUUGGCAGCAGAGCUCCUCACAGCUGCUGCUUCCAACUGCACCCAGCUGAACAAGCCAAAUUGUGAACUGUAAAAGUUGUCAAUGUAACUGUUAUAACUUUCACUGCAUCAAAGUGCACAGUGCCAUGGUAAAUGCGUUGAUGAGCCUGCUGUGGAAUCUGCCUUCAGCUGAGUUAAAGGUCCUGCCAGCUGAAGGUUGGGUAAGACCUUGAGGGUAAAAAAAGAAGAACAGCUGAGCUUAUAAGCUGUAGCAGAAUUGGAAAGGUGGACUGGUCUGUUCUAGUCGUGAGGAUCAUGGUAGUUCAUAUAAAUCAUUAACUGGCCACAUCCUUCAGUCUCUCCAUAGGGUUUAAGUCCUGAUCUUCUCUUGGGUUUGAUGCUUACAGUCUAUUAAUAGAGUUGUACUCUAGCAGGCUUCUUUGAGAGUGGUGCAUUAAUUGUCAGUUAAGUUCCCAUUUUCCAGCUUGUUGGAUCUGUUUGCUCUGUGUCAUGUUAGAUGAGGCUUUUCACUGUGCACUUUCCAUAACAUUUCUUGUAAUGCUGCCAGUUCUUCUGAGCCUUGCCACAAGGAGGAAAAACCUGGAAAGUAAAAAUUAUCUUUUCUGGCUGUAAGGACGUUCUGUGUUACUGGAGGCAGGUGCUCUAUUUCUGGAGUGACUUAUGAUGUCAAGAACUGUCUCAUCCUUGAUCUUAAGCUCAGCAAGGAACAGCAUCGUUUGCCAAGGGAAAGGACGUUGGUACUCCCUCUGUAUCCCAAACAGGAACAAGAUAAAAUGGAAGCUCGUUGUCUCCAGAACACCCCUCCUCCCUGCUGGGGGCUGCAGCGUGGACAGCCCUCUCCCCUUCCAGAGAGCAUUCCGACACACUUCCACCGAGGAGGAACACUUCUCUUUCCAGCUGUCUCCAUCGCAGAUCAACGACAUCCUCCGAGCGGGUGAACUGUCCCAUAAAACGCUGGAUCUGAGCGGCAAAGGCGCCAGUUCGGUGCUGCGCUUCGAGAGCAACCAGCUGGCGUCCAACAGCCCGAUGGAGGACCGGCGCAGCGCGGCCACCUGCCUGCAGACGGCGGGGAUGCUCUUCGGGGUGUUCGACGGCCACGCGGGCUCCGCCUGCGCGCAGGCCGUGAGCGAGAGGCUGCUGCACUACAUCGCCGUGUCCCUCAUGCCCCGCCGGAGCCUGGAGGAGAUCGAGCUGGCCGUGGAGUCCAUGAAGCCGGUGCGGCCCAUCCUGCAGCGGCACAGGCACCCCAAUGACGUGGAGUACCGAGAGAUCACCUCCUGGUACUUCGAAAACCUGCGGGUGUACUGGCAGCACCUGCUGGACCUGGACACCGAGCCAGGCUUUAGUUUAGAAGAAGCCAUGGUGUGUGCGUUCAAAAGGUUAGACUCAGACAUAUCCCUGGAAGUUCAGGCUCCUCAGGAAAAUGAACUGAUGAGAAAUAUCGCCCUCCAAGUAGCCUUUUCUGGUGCAACAGCCUGUGUGGCUCACGUUGACGGAGUGCACCUACAUGUUGCAAAUACCGGUGAUUGCAGAGCGGUUUUAGGGGUUCACGAAGAAGAUGGAACGUGGUCUACUCUCCCUCUAACCCGAGACCACAAUGCCUGUGAUGAAUUUGAAAUCAGAAGAUUGAAGAGAGAACAUCCUAGAUCUGAGGAGAAAACCCUCUUUGUGAAUGACAGAUUACUGGGCAUCCUCAUGCCCUCCAGAGCCUUUGGAGAUGUGCAAUUAAAAUGGAGUAAAGAAUUGCAGCACAGUGUCCUUGAGAACAGCUGUGAUGUCGAGGCUUUGAACAUUUAUCAGUACGUUCCUCCAAACUACCACACCCCCCCUUAUUUAACUGCAGAGCCUGAAGUCACAUACCACAAACUGAGGAGCAAGGAUAAGUUUCUAGUUAUUGCUUCGGACGGGCUGUGGGAGAUGCUGAGCAAUGAGAAGGUUGUCAAACUCGUUGCUGGGCACCUCACAGAGCUGAAUGUGCAGAAACCACAACUGACUUUUAAGAAGCCGGUUAAUUUGGGUUAUAUGCACAACCUGCUGCUGCAGAGGAAGAGCAGAGGCCUGGCCUCCCUGGACCGCAACAUCGCCACCCACCUGAUCCGACACGCCAUCGGCAGCAACGAGUACGGCGAGGUGGACCCCGAGAAGCUCGCGGCCAUGCUCACCCUGCCCGAGGACCUGGCCAGGAUGUACCGGGACGACAUCACCGUCACCGUGGUGUACUUCAACUCAGACACCAUUGAGAGUCACUACAGGAGCAGGGAGUGACCUUGCACUGCUGCUCUCUGGUACCACUGGCAGACUUUGAUACUGGAACCAUUCCUCCUCUUCUCUCACGGUCGAGCUGUUACCGCUGUUAUAAUCUGCAGGUUUCUAGAUUUUUUUGUUACUUACUACUUUUGAAAACAACUUUGGUGAAAGUUCCCUGGUUCCCAGGUCUCUGUACUCUGAAGGAAAAUGAUUUCAUAAAACUUUGCUGAGAUGUAACUGAACUAAAGAUUGCUGACCCAGUUCUGAUUCCACGAGAGCCUCUGGUAAAACUUGUCAGAUGAACAAAGGAGACCAAUUCCACUGAGCCUGCUGCAGUUUACCAGAGCUGGAUAAUAGGUGUGGAUGCUGCAUGGAGUGGCAGAAAGGCUCUGCUCUUGUGGCAAACAAGCAGCAUCCUACUGAAGCACUGUAACUGAAUUAAAUAAAUUAACUACCAAAACUUG